AUGGCAGCCAAUGGUUUCAAAGCCGAGUUCGCAAAAUUUCCCGCCGGACUCCAUGCCAAAGCUGAAGUGGCAAACCUUCCGUACAACAAGGCUAAAAGUCGCUACAAGAAUCUUGUCGCAUAUGACCACUCUCGUGUUGUCUUGAGACUCCAUGGACCCAAUGACAAAUCGGAUUACAUAAACGCCUGUUACAUUGACGGUUACAACCAGCCUAAGAAAUUCAUCGCCUCUCAAGGGCCUACCGAUCUCAUCUUAAACGACUUCAUGCGCAUGCUCUGGGAACAGAACGUGGGUAAAAUUGUCAUGGUGACAAAUCUGACCGAAGCAACUAAGAUGAAGUGCAAACAGUACUGGCCGAGCGAAGGCUGUUCGCGGUUUGGUGUCAUUGAGGUUACCCUGCUUGACGAGGAGAUAUAUGCGAAUUACGCAAUUAGAACACUGGAGCUAAGUCACACAAAGGUGAAAAACAAGACGAAGAUUCUGAAACAGUUUCACUUCUCGGCUUGGCCAGAUCACGGGGCACCUUCCGAUGCCACAAUUCUGCUUGACUUUCGAGAUAAGGUUCUGGAGUACAACUCGACUUUACCUGGACCAACUCUCGUCCAUUGCAGUGCUGGGAUUGGACGCACGGGAACGUUCAUAGCUCUGGAUUACCUGAUCAAUCAGGCUAAAGAAGAGAAUGUGGUAAAUGUGCCGGCCUGUGUGAUGAUUCUGAGACAGCAGCGGGUCAACAUGGUGCAGACACAGGAACAGUACGAGUUUCUACACGCAUCCCUGGGAGAAGCCUUGGAAUUCAGCGACAGUUCAAUUCCAUCUGUGAACUUUACCACCGUGUACUCUGACCUUUGCACUGUCGACCCCGAGACCGGACAGUCCAAGAUGGUAGCACAGUUUGAGGUCCUCCGGGAACUCUCACAACCCGCGAACAAGAUGCAAGUGGAAUCCGCCAGACAUCCGGACAACAUUUCCAAGAACAGAUACUCCAAAUUUUUAGCCCUUGAUAGCUGCAGGCCAUACCUGUCCACGCCAGUGUCCGACUGUAACGACUACAUCAAUGCUGUGUAUCUUCCGGGAUACAAACAGAAGAGGGGUUUUAUCCUAACUCAGACUCCUCUACCCAACACGGUCGUGGAUUUCUGGCGUCUGGUCUAUGAUCACAAAGUCAGUACCAUCAUCAUGUUGGACCGCGUGAAAACGGGAGAUAAGAAUGUUGGGGUGUAUUGGACAGAUAAGAAGGAAACGUUUAACCCGUUCGAGGUGGAGGUGACAGAUGUUGACCAGAGAGUGGAAUUCUCCACUUGGACUUACGAACUGAGCCACAAAGACAAGAAAGCACCUCAGCCCAUCAAACAAUUCCGCUGCCCAUUUUUCACGAGUGAACUAACACUGGAGACUGUACCAACGCUUUUGACUGUACUGCAGAGUGUUGACAUGUGGCGAGAUAAGGCUGGCGACGGACCUGUACUGGUUCAUUGCAGGGAUGGCGUGACAAAGAGUGGGUUGUUCUGCGUGGUUUGGACUGUGCUAGAAAGACUGAAGGUUGACCAGAACGUCAAUAUCCUACAGACUAUAAAGCAGAUGAGGAACAACAGACCGGAGAUUAUAACAGAUGUGGGUCAGCUUAACUUCAUCCACCAGGUCGUCAUGGGAUAUCUGGACAACUUCCAAACCUACGCUAAUUUCAGACCAAUGACAACAGUUUCGGAGGCAAUAUCAUGA
Messenger RNA from Liolophura sinensis, 1719 nucleotides. RefSeq names its product receptor-type tyrosine-protein phosphatase mu-like. Gene Ontology annotation, biological process: protein dephosphorylation. Gene Ontology annotation, molecular function: protein tyrosine phosphatase activity. Lineage: Eukaryota; Metazoa; Mollusca; Polyplacophora; Chitonida; Chitonidae. Bases 1 to 1719 code for a protein of 572 amino acids. The record is from RefSeq and is a predicted model, not a curated record. The transcript has 17 exons.